UACUGUAAAAUGAACAAACUUGUCAGUGGUUAUUGUUAUGGUUUUAUGGUCUGUUGUUUAAUAAAGUAAAUCUGAACGAUUAUUCGCGUCUUAUGUCGAGCUCUGUUGAAUCGAAUGUAGAAAACGGGAAAUGAAUUUUAACGUGUCAUAGGUGUGAAUCAAGACUGGAUGAUUGUUCUUAAUGCUCCAAUAUUAACACAGUGUAGAUGCAGCAGCUUUAACGACUUAAAUAUACACCUUUGUUUGCAGGUAGCAUGUUUUUCAGUCCCACUACUACUGUCCUUCCCCAUAACAGUCGGGGUGUUGAUUGGCAGUUACUCUGGACAUAAUGAGCUCUUCGACUUUUGGGGGAGUGGCAUUCGAUGGGUGGAAACUGAAACAAGUAUUGGCACUUUCCUGGAACAUUUCACCAUUGUCUACUGGAUACCUGUGGGCAUCGGUGCCUUCGUCUCGCUGAUCUACACUGCAGGUCACAUCUGGUUUCCACGAUGUGUUAGAAUGGCCACGACAGACAAACUCUUCUUGCGGCCUCUCUACUGUGGAAUUCUUCUAGAACAGUCGAUGAUGAUGAACAGGCGUCGAGACGAAGAUGAACUGGGAGAGCACAAGGUAUUUAAAGAAGAUGACGACGAUGAGAUACAGAGCGAGCUGCUCGACCCGUCCGCGGCCAAGGACAAACUGCGAACAGACUCGACUCCCAUGAUCUUCAUCUGCGCCACCAUGUGGCACGAGACGGAAAACGAGAUGAUACAGAUGCUCAAAUCAGUUUUCAGAAUGGAUUGUGAUCAAAGUGCCAGAAGAACUGCUCAGAUCUUCUUCAACAUCACGGAUCCGGACUAUUACGAGUUUGAAGCACACGUGUUUUUUGACGAUGCUUUCGAAGCUCACGCGCAUGAUGAUUAUGAAUACAAAGUAAACAACUUUGUAAAACAACUUAUCCGUGUUAUGGACAUCGCGGCGAGUGCUGUUCACAACACUGUGAUGAAGAUCCCUCCGCCUGAGAAGAUUCCGACUCCGUACGGAGGACGUCUGGAGUGGAAACUUCCUGGUGGAAACCUUUUCACGGCUCACCUCAAAGAUAAGGCGAAGAUCAGGCACAGGAAGCGAUGGAGUCAGGUGAUGUCCAUGUAUUUUUUUCUGGGGUACCGAUUACUGGCUGAAAAAAUACCCUUGAAUCGAAAACAGAAGCGUGCUGAGAACACAUUCCUGCUGGCUCUUGAUGGUGAUGUGGAUUUCCAGCCUCACGCUGUUCAGAUUCUUGUUGACAGUAUGAAGAAGAACAGAAAUAUUGGUGCUGCGUGUGGGAGGACACACCCUGUCGGUUCAGGUCCGAUGGUCUGGUACCAGAAAUUUGAAUAUGCCGUCGGCCAUUGGCUACAGAAGUCAACAGAAAACACCUUGGGUUGUGUGCUAUGCAGCACUGGGUGUUUCAGCUUGUUCCGCGGUUCCGCGUUGAUGGACGAUAAUGUCAUGAAGAGAUACACCACACCCCCAUCAGAGGCGCGACACUAUGUUCAAUACGAUCAAGGUGAAGAUAGGUGGCUGUGCACUCUUCUGCUUCAACAAGGCUACCGAGUGGAGUACUGCGCAGCCUCAGACUCGUUCACGUUCGCCCCCGAGGGAUUCUUCGAGUUCUUCAACCAGCGCAGACGAUGGACUCCGUCAACAAUGGCCAACAUCCUCGACCUGAUCCAGGAUUGGCGACAGACGACCAAGAAAAACGAGGACAUUUCCAUCAUGUACAUGUUCUACCAGCUCUUCCUGUUCUGUUCCUCGGUCGUAACGCCAGGAACAAUCUUCAUGCUGAUAGUGGGCGCCUUUAACAGUGUCUACCAUUUCGACAUCACGGUCGCCUUCGUCGUUAAUCUCAUACCAGUCGCCAUCUUCGUUCUGCUGUGCUUCAAGGCACCCAGCAACGUACAUCUUGGGUAUGCAGCUCUACUGUCCAUUAUAUAUGCACUUGUGAUGUUGGUCGUAUUGGUUGGACUGAUCAAGCAGAUCGCAGAGAACGGAUUUUGCUCUGUGACGACCGUAUUCGUGAUUACUCUUGCUGGGAUAUUCGUGAUUUCGGCAAUUCUUCACCCUCAGGAAUUCGGCUGCCUGUUUCAUGGCGUUCUGUAUUUCCUGUCCAUCCCAUCAAUGUCCAUGCUGCUGAUGAUUUACUCCGUCACCAACUUACAGAUUGUCUCUUGGGGAACACGGGAAUUCAAGACAGCAGCGCCCCCUGACUAUCACGAGGAGCAAGCUACAACGGUUUCCGUUGAGAAGAACAUGCUUCAUAAACUGAUGGCCAAUUUCACAAAUAGUGAACAUAUCAAUUCAGAGUAUGUGUUUUCGUUUGGAAACCUCUUCGGGUGCAUCUGCUGUCCAAGCCAAGAGGUCAAGGAGAAAACCAUGAAAUUCAAUACCAUACUAGAGCGUGUUGUUGUUCUAGAAAAUCGGAUGACGGAACAAGUAUGUGGUGUGAACAGUCUGUAUUCUGUUAGUGACCUACCAUGUGACUCAGAACCAAAUAACCCACUGGAAGUUCUACCUUUCUCCCAGAAUGAAAAUUCCUUUGGAGGAGUCGUGAAAAGAGAGAAUCCACUUUACAAAGAGGAAAAACAAAUUCCACGUGAUGAACUGCGAAACCCAUUCUGGAUUACUGAUGAAGAUCUUGCAAAAGGCAACAUUAAGGUGAACCAUCCUGAGGAAAAUGAAUUUUGGGAGGAUCUAAUUAGUACAUACCUCUUUCCUCUUCAAGACGAUAAGGAAAACGAGAAGAGAACAAACAAAAAGCUGACUGAACUCAGAAACACUGUUUGUCUGGUAUUUGUGAUAAUCAACGCACUGUUCAUCAUUUUGUUGUUUGCAUUAGAGACCAUUUCGGAACAAACCGGUAAUAUAUCUUUUAGGAUGCCAUGUAACAUUGAGGGACUAAAAGGUGAAAAGGUUCAACCAAUUGUCUUAGCGUUUACACUUGUGUUUGGUAUACCAAUUGUACUACAGUUCGUGGCAAUGCUUUUCCACAGAUAUUCCACGUUUCUGCACAUUGCAGCAAGUACCGAACUGAAGCUGAAGCGGGAGGUCAUCGGUGGUAGCAAAGAACAGAAGCCAAGUGUUGACGAAACCAUUCAGCUUGUCCAUGAUAUGCAGGCCAUCCGAGAUGAUGACGAAAUGUCCAUUGCUUCUGACUACAACAUUGAACCUGAUUAUUCUGACGUCGAUGAUGAAGGUGGACUUAAAUCCACACAAGGAAACGAACUGUGGGCAAACUUUAGAGGUAGACGUAAGGGAUUACAGCCUCACCGAACGUUAAACCGUGCUUUUAUGAAAAAUUUUAACCGACUGGUGUCAGAAAUUAAAGACGAUGAUGCGGAAGAGAACGACAAGGAGGCGAUCCACCUUAAUGCACAGAGGAAAUUCAGGAGAUUUGAGAAGAGAUCUGUGCAUACGAUUGUCAAGAUGUCCCAGGCGGACAAAGAAUAUAAGCAGAGCGUAGUCAAACAUGCACACAAAUGGAAUGAGGCCGUUAAGAAACUUGGCAUCAAGGGACAACUGAAAUCCACGAAUCAGCUGAAUUCGUUCCAAGACGUUGUGAGAGCUGCCAUGAUCAAACAAGGACGUACCAAAUUGGGAGUACGACCAGGUAUGUCCCAGCAGAACACGCCAAUUCCAGAUCGUAGGAAUGCCAAGGAUACACGGUCUAGCUCGUCUGAUCCUUUCAAUGAAAGAGUGCAACCCAAGAAGCCUUCAACACCAUCAGCUUGGGGCAGACUGCUAGAAGCCAGACCUAACAUCCCAAUUUCCAAAUUUGAGACGAUGGUGAAGCAGAAGGAAGAUAAUCAGGCUGCUAGUUCGACGGAAGAGAUAUCAGAUGAAGAAGCAUUGAAAGAAUGGUAACUACAAUGUGAAUCUAAUCAGUAGAGUGAAUGUUCUCGAGGAUAUAUUGGCUUUCAAUGAAUUGGUAGCCAAUGUGAAUGAUUCCCAUAAACACAAACACAAACACAUACCCACAUGUGCACGCAUGCACACACACACACACACACACACACACACACACACACACACACACACACAUACGCGCAUACAUGAAUAUUCUACAGAAAGAACAUUGACUAAUGUGGCUGACUUUGAAACAUGAGUGAGAAAUUACCAUGAUUUAUGCAACUGCAACAAAAAUAAAUCGAUGCGAAUGUUGGACUCAUCUAGGUGUAUGAUGAGAUGUUGAUUAAUUUGGAAUAACAAAAUGAUUGUGCAAAAGUUUAUUAUGGAAUAAAUAUAUUAAAAUGGAAUAUUUAUCAGUUUUAGACGAAUCAUUAUAUAAACUUUAGGCCAAUAGUUUUUUUGGGGUUUUUUUAAUGUUUAUUGCCCCAGAAAAACAAUAGAUAAUGUCAGGGUUGGGGCCUCGAAUCUUACCGUACAUACCAAUUAUACACAUAAUAUGCCAUGGAGCAAGGAGAGAAAGGGAUGGAAGAAACCUGAAAUAAGUAUUUCCUCCAAACCAGCAACGUUGUAAAACAGACAACCAUAGUCUUUUUUGUAUAAGAAAAGACUGGGCCCAUAUUUUCGAAGCCAUCUUAGCCCUACGAAAUCAUAAACAAAUCGUAGGGUAUGACGUCACUACAGCACACGCCAUAGUGACGUCAUAGCUUACGAUGAUUUUACGAUUUCGUAGGCUAAGAUUGCUCCGAAAAUACGGGCCCUGGUCGUUUAAAUAUUUUCCAAAAAUCUUAACCAACAUUCCCAGUUUUCGUCGAAUUCUUUAUGUAAACAAUUCUUGUAAUACAUAUGUUUUUCUAAUAAUAGCUUAUCUUUGAUAUAAUGUUUGAAUCCAGUUUACUGAGUGUGUUGUUCUGUAAAUUCGUUUUGUAUAUAUAAUAGUUUACAUUUAUAAUUAACCAAUUUAUGAAAUUG
Gigantopelta aegis is the source of this 4896-nucleotide messenger RNA. RefSeq names its product chitin synthase chs-2-like. The coding region runs from base 169 to 3882 and encodes 1237 amino acids. Lineage: Eukaryota; Metazoa; Mollusca; Gastropoda; Neomphalida; Peltospiridae. The record is from RefSeq and is a predicted model, not a curated record. Gene Ontology annotation, molecular function: chitin synthase activity. Gene Ontology annotation, cellular component: cell periphery; cell septum. The transcript has 11 exons.